GGCGCCCGCCGCGGCUGUGGCGGUUUGGUGACGACGGGUUGCCCCGCGGGCGCCGCCGGCCUACAGGGGGCGCUGAGCCCCGGAGCCCCGCGCGAUGCCCGCCGUCAGCCUGUUGCCGCUCUUCGGCAGCCCCGCCGGCCCGGGCGCCCUGGGCGGCCCUCUGGGCGGAGGUCCCUUGGGCGGGCCCGGAGGCAGGAAAGCCCCCGGCCCCAGCGGCGCGUUCCGCCUGACGGAGAAGUUCGUGCUGCUGCUGGUCUUCAGCGCCUUCAUCACGCUCUGCUUUGGGGCCAUCUUCUUCCUGCCGGACUCCCCCAAGCUGCUCAGCGGCGUCUUCUUCCACUCCAGCAGCAACCUCCAGCAGCCGCCGCCGCCGCCCCCGGCGCACGGGGAACACCAGCGCCCGCCGCAGCCGCCCGGAGCCGGGAGUAGUAGCAGCGGCUAUGGGGCCGGCGCCGCCGCCGCUGCUGUUGCAGAGGAAGCCGCGGAGAACUUGGCCAAGAUCCGCGAGGACCACGAGCGAGCUUUGCGGGAGGCGAAAGAAACCCUCCAGAAGCUGCCCGACGAGAUCCGCAGGGACAUCCACCAGGACAAGGCGAAGUUUCUGCUGCAGGACAAGUUGGGCAGGAGGGAGGCGGGGGCCGCCGGGCUGCCGGACUUGCCGUUCCGCAAACCCGUCGGGGCCGUGGGAGGGGAACCGACAGACCCCGCCAUCCGGAAGAAAAGGGAGAAGAUCAAAGAGAUGAUGAAACAUGCCUGGGAUAAUUAUAAACAUUACGCAUGGGGAUUAAAUGAACUGAAACCCAUAUCGAAACAAGGACACUCAAGCAAUUUAUUUGGUAAUAUUCAAGGAGCAACAAUUGUCGAUGCCUUGGAUACACUGUACAUCAUGGAAAUGAAAGAUGAAUUUAAAGAAGCUAAAGAAUGGGUAGAGAAAAAUCUAGAUUUCAAUGUGAAUGCAGAAGUUUCCGUUUUUGAAGUGAACAUUCGCUUUGUUGGUGGGCUGCUUUCAGCAUACUACCUUUCUGGAGAAGAGGUAUUUCGGAAGAAAGCAGUAGAACUAGGAGAGAAACUGCUUCCAGCGUUUAACACGCCAACAGGAAUUCCUUGGGCAUUGUUAAAUAUCAAAAGUGGCAUUGGUCGCAACUGGCCCUGGGCUUCAGGAGGAAGCAGUAUUUUGGCGGAAUUUGGAACUCUGCAUUUGGAAUUUAUGCAUCUAAGCCACUUAUCUGGAAAUCCAGUGUUUGCUGAAAAGGUUAUGAACAUUAGAAAAGUUUUAAAACGAUUGGAUAAGCCAGAAGGUCUUUAUCCUAAUUACCUAAAUCCGAGUAGUGGUCAGUGGGGUCAACAUCAUGUGUCAAUUGGAGGGCUUGGAGAUAGCUUUUAUGAAUAUUUGCUGAAGGCAUGGCUAAUGUCAGACAAGACAGAUGAAGAAGGCAUGCAGAUGUAUUAUGAUGCUGUUCAGUCUAUCGAAACCCAUCUGCUCCGAAAAUCUAGCACUGGUUUGAUGUACAUUGCUGAGUGGAAGGGUGGGCUGCUUGAACACAAAAUGGGCCACCUCACUUGCUUUGCUGGAGGGAUGUUCGUUCUGGGUGCAGAUGGAGCCCCUGUUGAUAAAACUGGACGUCACAUUGAACUUGGUGCUGAAAUUGCCCGCACAUGUCACGAGUCUUAUGAUCGCACAAGCAUGAAACUGGGACCAGAAGCCUUCAGGUUUGAUGGUGGAGUUGAGGCAAUUGCUACUAGACAGAAUGAAAAAUACUACAUCUUACGGCCUGAAGUUAUCGAAACCUACAUGUAUAUGUGGAGAUUCACUCAUGAUCCAAAGUACCGGCAGUGGGGCUGGGAAGCUGUAGAGGCAUUGGAAAAAUACUGCAGAGUAGAUGGCGGCUAUUCUGGUGUUAGGGAUGUUUACAGCAACCGUCAAACCCAUGAUGAUGUGCAGCAGAGUUUCUUCCUUUCAGAAACACUCAAGUAUCUAUAUUUAUUAUUUUCUGAAGAUGAUCUUCUACCGUUUGAACAUUGGGUCUUUAACACUGAGGCACACCCUCUACCAGUUCUGAAAAAAGAAGAGGAGGAAAAAAGAAAAAGCCAAUAAAAUAAUGCUGAAUUCUGUUUGGGGCACACAAUGUAGUAAUUAAAAUUCCAUCAUUUUUUAGUUUUGAACCAAUUAUUUGCAGUCUGGUGUCUACCCGUACAAUAUUUAACAAGGGACCUAAAGUAAUUAAUUAUAAUUAAACAUAUUUAUGUUUUGACAGGAAUUGUAACUUGUCAUCUCUAGAUUUUGUUAGGCUGCAGUAUGCAUCUGGCCAAAUAGAAUACAGAGGUCAGCAUGUUACUUGUUUUCCAUUUUGUUUUUGACUGCAAAAUCUUUUCCUCCUCUGUGAGGAGAUGUCUGCUUUAAGCUGUAAUACUUUGCUGUGUUGCAAAAAGCCAUAAAGAAUUAAGUAUGAAGAGCUUUUUCUUUUUUAAUAUAUGUUAAUGUGGUUUGUCUAUUACUAGAGACAAAUCUGACUGUGACAGCCUCUUCUUAUGCGGGUCUAUCAUUAAUUGGUAAUUUGAAUACUUUAGAAGGUGUUCUGUUCAUAAGAAUAGUUUCAUCUCAUCUUUGUGCACUAUUAUGUUAAACUGUGGCUUUUCUUGAUAGGCAAAGUCCAGAUGUUGAAACCCUUAUCUAAUAACAAUUUUAGAACAUAACUGCAAAUCAACUUAAAUACAAGUAAAUUUAGGGCCCUUUUUUUCUUUUCCUGUAUUUGGUUUCACAAGCAGCCACAACACCCAAGAGCAUAGCAGCUGCCAUCUGAACUUACCCUUAUCUACAACAAUUUGCAAAUCUCAAAACCUUCUGUUAGUGCAAAGUUUCAGCAUGAUUUGCAUUUGAAGGCACAACCUGGUUUCUCCUGAAACUUGUAAUUUCUUAUGAGAAAUGGGUUGAUCUGUGAAAUCCUUUGUGUUAAGCCUUUGCCCAUUUAGAGACUAGGACUGGCUAGUCUUGCAAGUAUGUUGAUUGCCAUUUCAGACAUUCCACUGUGUGACCCUUGGUAGAUACCAGGAACAAUGCUGUGGAAGUAGGAAGAGAAGGUGCUAUGCUUUAGAAAUCCACAUUUCAGCUUUCAUUCACAUUUGAGAGAUGGAAAAAAACCACUACUGCUUUAAAUGCUUUGCUUUAAAAAAGAUUCUACUCUGUACUCAUAUUAAUCAGUGUUAAUCAAAGUGACAGAAAUGGAAUGUUGGUUGAGACAGCCCAAUUUUUUUCAAUAACUGUGGUUAGUAGUCUAAUCAGAGGAUGAAACAGCACAGCUUUUUCCAGUUUACCAGUUGGGAUGCCUUUCUGAGCAGAAUAGCCUUUAAUUAGUGAUAGCCUUUAAUUAGUAAAGCUACUUGGCCACAUAGGUGCCUGUGAUUUAACAGGCACACACUGUUACUCUAUUGCAAACCUUUUUAUGCUAAGAAAUAUGAGAACCACAGAUUUGAUUCAACACAGGUAACUCCUUGGUAGCUGAAGGACUUUUUGGAAUGGUGCAUAAAAUGAGUGAUCCACAGAUUUAAAAAAACCUGGUGAUAAUCUGCAUCAGUUUCUGUGCUGAUGAACAGCUUUACACAAUUCUAACUUUCAAUAUAAUAGAUUUACCCAGGGCUAUGCCACAGCAUUUGUGAAGGCCAUAGGAAUGAAAUCUCUUAUAUUUCGAUCUGGUAGAAUAGUGAGAGAACACAAGCAAUAAUUCCCCCCAAAUUUAUGUAUUAUUCCUCUUUCUGUGCCUCUCCGUGCUACAUUCAUUCCCUACUCACCCAUCCCAAUUUUUUUUAAAAAAAAUUAUUCUAAGAUCAGGCAUGGCAGCUGAAGAAUCAAAGGAAACCAUGCGAGUUGCUGGCACACAUGAAUCUCUGGUUAUUACAAAUGAGUUGCCUAGCAAAUUUUCUUACACUAAAACUUGAUUAUUAUUCAAGACUGAUGUUCAGGUAAUUGGAUAUGGUGUUGGUGUAUGGAUUUUUAAGCCAUCACAAGAACCACUAUAAUAAAGUAUAAUAAUGAAAAUAUAAGCAUUUUUUUUUCUUUAUUUAACUAGAAUCGGUGUCACAUUUCUGAUUCUGGACUUCUGCUAACAUCUUUACAGUCCAGAAAAUCAGUUAGACAAAUUAAAAGAAGCCUUUCAUAUGCUAUGCUUUUCUGCUAUGUGUCUGUGUGCUCAAUUCUUUACUCAUUUAUGUGAAACAUUAAUUCCGAUGUUAUUCACUUUAAACAUUUUUAUUUGAAAAUAGUUGGAUAGCCUGAUGUAUAGAAAAUUAAUACUGUGGUAAAUCUAAACAUUCCUUUACUUUCUGUUAUGAGAAACUUCAUAUUUUAUCCUCCCCCCCCCCUUGAAGGAAUGAAGGGGAAAGAAGCUUCUGGUUUAUUUCUAGCUCACAGGCUAUAAUGCAUUUUUCAAACUACAAAGAACAUCCUAUUGUAUCACCCAAAGCACUAUUGUGUGUAUAUUCAAAGUCUAAAUGCAGAAUGGAAUUAAAUUCUCUAAUGUUUUUAGGAAAUAGUGGUGGCUUCUGCCAUAUAAAGAAAAUAUAUGCAACACACAAGCGAGAGGACAGGAUCAAAAUAUACUCAGCCAUACAGGUAUUCUCAUCUGGUAACUUGGAAUGAUGUAAGUCUGCUGGUGUUGACUGGCAGACCUCUGUUUUUAAGGUUAAUUGGUUCUUUAAAACCUAAAAUGGAAAAGCAAAUGCAAGACACCAAUUAAAUGUAGGGCAGAGUCACCAAAUUUUUGAAAGUUGCUAACUGUAUAAGUUUUUUUAUUUUUAAAUGAUUUCCCAAGCUUAAGUUACAGCUUCAACGAAAGAACCCCUCUUACUUUCUGUGGAAGCUAGUGUCAGUGGGGGGAAUCCAUCUUCUGAGCAAGUUCUCCCACAGAGGCAUCUUGGUAGAAUGUGAAUUAUCCCAUUUGAGAUCCUAUAUGAGGAAUAAACGUUAGAACCAAAAGCAGAGGGCAUCUUCUAAGACUGAGUCAAUAAAAAUGGCAGUGAUCUUGGAUUACCUAGUAUGGUUUUCAGUUUUCUAAUAUAGUAUUCCAUUUUUGCCUUCUGACUGAAGUCCUGCCAGCCUCCAUUUUAAACAGGCUGCCUUGUAGAAUUACCACACCCUUUUUUGUGCCAAUCGAUUGCUUCUCUUCACGUAUAAAUCUGGAACAUUUUGUUUAAAAAAUGUUCUGUAGAGAUAUAAUCUGCUAUGUAUAGCUAAGACAAAUUGUCCUGAUUUUCAAAGGCCACAAUCCAGAUAGUAUUUUCUGUUCAGUUUAAUAGGCUUUUAAACAUUCCAAGAGAUGGCAUCAUUGAACAUAAGUAGCCCUUUGUAACUUGCUCUUCUGGGCUUUCAGCAGAUGCUCAUACAUAGAAGUAUUGUCUGGUUAAGCAAAGCUCAGUAAACCCUAUAGCCCUCAAACUGUGUAAUGCCAUAUGUAGUGAAUUGUUAAAAAUAAUAUUCAGUCCAAUCCCAUAUUCUAGGCAGGAUACAUCACACCUUAAGCAUCCUGUUUCUCAAAAAUGUCCUGAUAGAAGCCUUUAAAGGGAAUCAUUUUUCCAACACUCUCGAACAGUAGUAUUUUGUCAGUGGCUCAGGUCCAGUUGACAUCUUUUAUUGCCUAAUGCAGGCAUAGGCAAACUCGGCUCUCCAGAUGUUUUGGGACUACAACUCCCCUCAUCCCUGACCACUGGUCCUGUUAGCAAGGGAUGGUGGGAGUUGUAGUCCCAAAACAUCUGGAGGGCCAAGUUUGCCUAUGCCUGGCCUAAUGCAUCGAUUUCUCCCCUAUUUGUUGCCAACCUUCCAGUGUGGACCUCAUCAAAACCCACUGGUGCCAUUUUGGAGGAACCUGGCCAAAUGUGUGAAAUGGUUACUGUGCUUCUGUGAAACUUUUUUUUGUCAGUCACUAUAAACAGAGUGGAAAUAGAAAUUUAUAAAUGCAGCAGGAAUUGUACUGGAUAUUUCUUAUUUUCCUCUUGCAGGCAAUUUAGUGAUUCUUUCACCAGGUUUAUUUUCCCUAAUGUAUUUGACACAAGUGUUUUGAUCAGUUACAUAUUUCUCUUUAUGGGAAAUUGUGAUUAUGGUAGUUUUUUGUUUAUUGGUCUUAUUAUUUGAAAGAGCACAAUGUUUCUAUAACAUACAGUAAUCAGGUUGUAUGUACAAGCUGCACUAUAAUGUACCUUUUUUGUAAAGUGAUGUAAGUAGACAAGAAGAUUGUAUCUCCCUGUAGAACUGCAAAGUGUAAGAGAAACAUGUUUUUAUAUCUUCAAAGCAGUAAUUUAUGUUAACACAAAACACCAAAGUAUAAAACUUCAGAGUGAUCACCAUUUAAAAAGUUGUAGCUACAGUCCUGAAAUUAUUUACAGUGGUGUAAAUAGCUUCAGAAUUAACUUUUAAUAUUUCCUAGAAUUUGUCACACAAUCAAGCUGGAAAUAACACUGUGUUUACAUUCAGUAGGAGUAACUAUGGGUGACUGAGCUAAUGCUGACCACUGUAUGUGUAAUUUAAGGCAAUUUUUAAUUUUUUUAAAGUGUCUCUUCCUGUUUCAACAGUGUCUAAAUUUACAUUGCUCUUCAGCAUAUCACACUGCAGUUGUUUAAAUAUAUAUUAAAUCCUGAAAUGCGAAUUUAAAGUCCAUGUUUGUUUAUAUGACAGCUCUAUGAUACCCAGUGACACCUUGUUGAUUCAGUAAACUUGUGUGGUCAUAUUGUGUAUUUUUUUAAUUAUUAUUUCUGCAUAUCCCACUUAGUUUUCUUCCACCUUUAUAGAAAUCUCUGAAGUUAUAAGAGAACAAAAUGCUUACUUUUUAAGAACUAUAUUUGUAAAACAAAACAAAAAAAAUCUAUUGUGAAUAAAGUCUUUUAAUACAG
Messenger RNA from Podarcis muralis (Common wall lizard), 6876 nucleotides. RefSeq names its product mannosidase alpha class 1A member 1 (gene MAN1A1). Gene Ontology annotation, molecular function: mannosyl-oligosaccharide 1,2-alpha-mannosidase activity; calcium ion binding. Lineage: Eukaryota; Metazoa; Chordata; Lepidosauria; Squamata; Lacertidae. Gene Ontology annotation, cellular component: Golgi membrane; extracellular exosome; endoplasmic reticulum. Gene Ontology annotation, biological process: mannose trimming involved in glycoprotein ERAD pathway; carbohydrate metabolic process. The record is from RefSeq and is a predicted model, not a curated record.